Molecule: messenger RNA, 2188 nt
Organism: Melanotaenia boesemani (Boeseman's rainbowfish)
Lineage: Eukaryota; Metazoa; Chordata; Actinopteri; Atheriniformes; Melanotaeniidae
Gene: e2f5
Product: E2F transcription factor 5
Exons: 8
Coding region: 176-1258 (360 amino acids)
Biological process (GO): regulation of transcription by RNA polymerase II
Cellular component (GO): RNA polymerase II transcription regulator complex
Molecular function (GO): protein dimerization activity; RNA polymerase II cis-regulatory region sequence-specific DNA binding; DNA-binding transcription factor activity, RNA polymerase II-specific
Source: RefSeq, a predicted model, not a curated record
CAAGGGUUGCUAUGGCAAUUUUAACCUAACGUAACGUCCGUUCAUUUAAAAAGACCACAGGUACUACAGUGGUCUCACUGAUAACAGACGUUUUAUGUUAAAUUUACGUCGUUUAAUUUAGCUAAACCCAAAUAGCUGUGUAAAAAGAAGCGAACGCUUCUUUCGUAGGACAGAGAUGGAGUAUGAGACGACGGAGACUGUACGCUCGACCCCGAGUCGCCACGAAAAAAGUUUGGGGCUUCUCACGAUGAAGUUUGUCAGUCUGCUACAAAAAGCUAAGGAUGGCGUCCUUGAUUUAAAAGUGGCUGCAGACUUCUUGGCGGUGAAGCAGAAGAGGAGGAUUUACGACAUCACUAAUGUACUGGAAGGUGUGGGGUUGAUAGAGAAGAAAAACAAGAAUAUAAUCCAGUGGAGGGGGCAGAAUACAAGCAGCCAAACUCAAGAGAUACUGGAGCAGAUUGGAGUAUUACAAGCCCAAAUCUCUGAGUUAGAUGUCCAAGAGAAAGCGCUUGAUGACCAGAAGGCCUGGCUGGAGGAGAACAUCAAACAUAUCAACCAUGAUCCCAUUAUCAGUUCCUAUAAAUUUGUGACACUUGAAGACAUCUGCAGUGCUUUCAGUGGAGACACGCUUUUAGCCGUUAUGGCUCCUGCUGGAACCCAGCUGGAAGUGCCACUUCCUGAAAUGGGCAAGGGUGGCCAAAAGUAUCAGGUGAACCUGCGGAGCCACUCGGCUCCCAUCCAAGUCAUGCUCAUCAACAGAGACUCAGGCUCUAGAGCACCCAUGGUCUUUCCUGUACCGCCUACUGAUGACAUCUGUCCAAUACUAACUCCACCCAGCACACCAGCCAGCCUUCAGAGGUUUCCUCUCUCAAUGUCUUUGAGCUCUACUUCCAACACCACCUCCUCCUCCUGCAGCAGCCAGGACUCUGUCUGCUCAGACCACAAGAUGGUGCUACCAGACCACAAUGAAGCGCCGACACCAUCAUCCACUCCUGGUGAUGUGCAGAUGGUGUGUCAUCAGUCAGCAGCAGCAUUGGAGCAGCAUCAGAUGGACCUGGUGGGUCCAGAGUUUCAGUCUGUGCUGGAUGUAAGCAACCUGUUGAAGCUCAAUACUGCUGCAGAGGUCAAGGAUGACAGAGAGGGAGCUGUUGACCUAAUUGAUGAGCUAAUGUCAGCAGAUGAUAUAGACUACAGCUUCAACCUGGAUGACAAUGAGGGUGUGUGCGACUUGUUUGAUAUGCAGAUCCUCAACUACUGACAGCUGCUGGAUUAGAAAUAACUGAGAAGCACCUUUUUUGGCAUCUCUUCAAAACUCUUUAAAAUAACUUUUUUGCCAUUUAGUCAUGAUUGCACACUUUUUCAUUUCAUCAUUCUAAACAUUCUUAAUCCCUGUGCAUCAGGACAUUUAGCUUACUACACUGGCCUAUUGCAAACAAAGUGGAGUACUUGAAUGCAUUUACCACGAGGUAUUUACAUGACUACAAGCCAUAAUGGGUCAUUUGAGACUUUUAUGGUUUCCUAAAUAAAUAUCUUUAAGAUUCUAGACAGAUGAGGGGACUUAGCAGAAGUAAGCAGAGACUAAUUCUUCAUCCUCACGUUGUUGUUAAGAGCGUUUGUAUUUACAUUUGUUUUCCAUAUCCAGUGGAAAGCCUGAGACUUGAACAUGACUUAAUUAGUUCAGUUGCUUUUGGGACUGUGGCAGUGUUUUGCUUUAGCUGAUGUGUACAGUAACUUGUAAUGAUUCUGUAUUGUCUUUGUUUUCAAUUUCAACACAGGGUUGAUUAUUUAGAUUUAGAUAUUUGAUUUAUUUCAUGUGAGUCCUCACAUGAAAAUCCUAUACACUGGUUUUAUUGUUAUAUUUCAGAUAUUUUGUUUAAUGACUAAAUGCUUUGGUACCUUGUUCUAGGAAAGAAUGAUAGAAAAGUUUUUUUUCUAAAUUAUUUAUACUGCCAUUAAAGCCCCCACCCCCAAUCAAUAUCGUUGUAUAUUUGCCUAGAUUUCUUUUUUUACUAACAAAAACAUGACUGGAUCCAGCUAAAGCUAAGUGUACUACCUUAAUUGUUAUUUAAAUAAUUCAAUUUGCCAUAUUUUUAAGUCCUGAAUAUCAUAUUUUGCAUAUUUAUAUUUUUCUUCUAAUUAUUAGAAGACACCCUUUUGUUGCACAUUGUCUUUUUUUCCAAUAAAAACA